Molecule: messenger RNA, 3562 nt
Organism: Lasiosphaeria miniovina
Lineage: Eukaryota; Fungi; Ascomycota; Sordariomycetes; Sordariales; Lasiosphaeriaceae
Exons: 6
Coding region: 365-3151 (928 amino acids)
Source: RefSeq, a predicted model, not a curated record
GUUCUGCUCAUCGUUAUAUUAUUACACCUGUUGCGUGCCCUUGAGACUUGAUCUACUCCUUCCCCACCAGCCCGCCCAGUGGCUACACCACCCGCGUUCCACUUGUCGUAAUUCCUCCUCUCUCUCUCUCUCUCUCUUUUACACCUCCUUCGCCCAGCAUCUGACAUCGAAUACCCGGUCCAGUCAUUUUCUUCCAAGUAAACGGAUAUCGGCUCCGGUCGAAUCACUCUGCUAGAGAAUCCGAGUCGCGGCCAAGGCGACAUACCCAGUGGCCAGGGUUUGGCGUUCAUCGAUCUUCUAUCCACGGUAAGUACUCCCGUGGUACCAGCUCGCAGUCAGUCCUAUAUCGGCGAUUUUCGCUGACAUGAAACCAAGGCCCUGUAAUAUAGUCGAGAUGGCGAAACAAGGUCCUGUAGGUAUAUUCGAAAUGGAUUCUCCGUCUUCACCAGCCUCAACAUCAGGCGGGGUGCCCGGUCGUGUGAGUGAGGGGUCGGCGUCGGCGUGUGGGGGUACUAUCGGAGAGCUGGGAUCUUCCCGGAAAGACUCCCACUCACCACCAGCCUUCCACGGCGGACCGAGCCAAGUAUCAGGCACGGCUUACGACAGCGAUUCCGUCGCCCAAUCUACAACACAGACGCGGCGGUAUCCGACAAGCGGUCUUCGGAAUAUGACGGCGACCAGGAUUUCGGUGGUAAAGCACCUGCUCACACCCCGCUCCGGCGGGCCGACCUUCCACUCUUCGCAAUACUUCGAUCCCGAUAUAUUGGACGCCGCCUCCGCCCAGGGCUCGUCUUUACUAGAGGACGUUACGCCUACAGGUGAAGCGGGGAAGGGUGAUAUUGAGGUCAUUGAUAUCAGCAGCGACGACGACGACGACGACGACGGCGAAACACAGCCCACAGCCGACGUCGACGACGACGAAACACAGCCCACAGCCGGCGUCGACGACGACGAAACACAGCCCAUAGCCGACGUCGACGACCCAGUGCCCGUGAAUGAAGAAGAGCGGGCUCUGAUGAGCUUGCUUGUAGGGCAUGCGGACCCGAACUUCAAGGUGAACUUUGUUAGGUUCUUCAAUUACGAAGGAGACGUGGGGUUGAUCCUCCCAGGAACCAAGUUGCACCUCGCCGAAUCCCAACUUGAAGACAUCUACGAUAUCCUAUACGCUCUAUUCAUCGGUUUCCAGAUGGAUAUGGCGCAUCCUCAUCUACAGAAUUUAAGGGUCUUUACCGAUGACCGUAGACGUGGGGAUCUGGGGGACCACAGCCACCGGCACAACUCCAGUGCUGCCCCGUAUCGGACGUGCUGCCCCUCUGGAGGACUGGUGCAGAUCCAAUGCCCCUGCGAGACAGGAUCGCUAUCGUGGUACAUAGCAAAGGGUAUGGAUCGCGUCCCAGGACCCGUGUUGUGGCUAUCGCCGCCAAGUGUUAUCGAGACUACUGCGCGAGAGGCCAGGGAGUACUUCGACGACUCGGAGGAUGCGAUCAACUUGCCAGAUAUCGGAACUUUCGCGGGAAUGAAGACAUUAGUUCAUUACGACAAACAAAAGCUGAGUGUUCGGGAACUCGAUCGCAUGAAGGCAAACGUGAUAUCGCUAGACCGCGAAGGCUUCGUGCUGCCUGAGCCUGCAAAGUCUCUCAAGAUCGAGGGAAUGAAGAAAACGGCCAAACUAAACCUCGGUUUUAUUCCGGCUGGGACUGGGAAUAUCAAGGACGCCCAAGCGUUUGAUCUUGGCCCAUUCAAGCUUUCAUACGCUGCUGAGGAGCCAGCCCAGUUCUACAACCAUUUUAUAAUCAUCAGCAACAAACAGACUGGCUCGUCAAACCAUACGAAUCUGACAGCCACGCUUCGGUCGUAUGCCGAGCACUCGAAUGCCAAGAUUGUGGGCGUAAGCGCGAAUACCCUCACGAGAGACAUGAGAGCCAGUAUUGAGGGACCGAUCAGUUGGGUCGCUCCGAGUGCUUGGAGCGAUCCAGAUAGCGCCAUGUACCGGUAUUCGGCAGAUUACGUUGUAGGUAAUCUCCUAAACCUAAGGGAUGGCGACCCUCGGUUGGCGGAGAUUCAGUUCUUUUUCAGUAGGAUCAUUACGGCUCACCCCCCAGGGGCUGACGAUGUGAACGGCAACCGGCCUGCGACAGUCCUGCAACUGAUUCCAGUCAAAUCGAAAAUCACCAACCAGAAGGCAUAUGAGUGCUUCAUCAACGGGCAGGUAAAGACGCUGCGCGACGAGUGGGUAAAGCCGCUGCAAGAGAGGUACGAGAAUCAGCAGCGGGAGCUCAACCCGGCCGAUCUCCCGAAGGCUCAAAAGGAUUUCGAAAACAAACUCGAAGAGGAGGAGUUUGGGACGGUGCACUUCCUGGUCAAGUUAUAUGCGGCAACCUACCCGCAUAUAAUGGAGUUUCCUUUUGACUUCAUAUCCAACCAUCUCCACGCGAAUGCCUUGAAGAAGAUCAAAACGGCCGAAGAGCGCUCGAUGCAUACGGAAAUCCUCGGGAUUGUCGACAAGAUGUGCCGGAGCAGCGGCAAGGUCAAAUUGGUGCAUGAUAUACUUCAGUUUGCGCUCGCCGAUAAAGACCUACCACUAGAUGGCGCGAAGCACCCUGGCGGGCCGUUCAAGAAGAACGUCGUAGUGUUCUACACACGGCUAGGGAUCCUAUUCCCGCUGGCGAGGUAUGCUGACGUCUGUUGGGCAAGUGAUUGGAAAAUCGUCACCAUCGACAGCGAAGUCAAACCCGCGGAUCGCUCGGCAAUUAUUCUAGCCAAUCUCGACAACAAAAUCCUAUUCGGCUCGGACAAGAAGCCAUGUCUCGUCAUCGCGACGAUCGAAGCUGCCGGCACGGGGAUAAACGGCUUCGAGGCCGCCAGCUAUGCGAUUCUGUUCGGCGCGCCCUUCAAAGAGGCCUUGCCCCAGCAGGCCGUUGGGAGGGUCGCGCGGCCGGCGCAGAUCCACGAGACACAGUGCUACUUCUUGGUAUCUGAGGAUAUUGACGGGGUAGAAGGGCGAAUCAUCGCCCGUCACCAGGCUCGCAGAGAAUCAAUCGACGUCAACACUGGCGAGGGGAGGAAUAAGCCCGAGGAAGGAAAGGGUAAGAGGUACGGGUGCAAAUGGGAGGUGAAGAAGCUAGGCUGGAUGCCUAGAGAUAAAGAGUGAGAGAUCGACGACGGGGUACCGCUCUGAGCGCUACUAACGGGUCUAGGGAGAGGGCCAGAACGUUGCUGGGCUGCGAGAUUGAUGGCAGCGGCAUGUGUAAGUAGGCGAAUAUCGGCGCGGGAAGAUGUGGUGGUUGCUGGGUACCUGGCUCGGGUUUUACGGGUGCUGAUGGCGGCUGCUGAGCCGGUGGCUGCGAGGCAAUCGCAGGCCGCGCGGAGGAGGCGCUUGCUGAGCGACACGUGUUUCGUUGUAAGGACUAGUCGAGAGUGUGUCGAGUCUAAGGGAGUAAAUAAGAAGGCGUACUGGUAGUUGUCUGCCCGCCGUUUAUCUGUGUAUACUUGUGUGGCUCUUAUCCUUCCGCGACAACGACAAUACGGGGUGAGCCCCCCGCCAGCGCGAGGGGCUUCACUU